Molecule: messenger RNA, 402 nt
Organism: Ilex paraguariensis (yerba mate)
Lineage: Eukaryota; Viridiplantae; Streptophyta; Magnoliopsida; Aquifoliales; Aquifoliaceae
Source: the annotation of a GenBank genome assembly
AUGGAUUCUGUACAUGAGAUCAAGGAUAGGAAGAGAUGUGCAGAAAGAAGCGAAGAGAUUGAGAUAAGAGCUCGAGCUCGGAUUCGACAAACUCCGAUUGUUUCUGGUGGAAAUACUACUUCAGCCAAAACAACGACCCAGAUCGCAGAGACAAAGAAUAGUAGAGGAAAAUUUUCAAUUGAUGUAAUGCCAAAAGAAGUGAUUGAACAACUGAGGAGCUUAAACAGUUGGGAUGAGUGGCCUUGUCCAUGGACUUACGACGAGGAGCAAAUGAGGUUGGCACCGAUCUGGUACCCGUAUAUGGAUGUCGAACUCAGUCAACUUCAUGCAGAGAACGAAGAGAUUGUUUGGGAUGAUGAUGUAUGGGACUUGAAAGACAUCAAGGAAAUCCCCGAGAAAUGA